Gavialis gangeticus (Gharial) is the source of this 2904-nucleotide messenger RNA. RefSeq names its product HNF1 homeobox B (gene HNF1B). Gene Ontology annotation, biological process: positive regulation of DNA-templated transcription; regulation of transcription by RNA polymerase II; liver development. The record is from RefSeq and is a predicted model, not a curated record. The transcript is spliced from 9 exons. NCBI's taxonomy places the organism in Eukaryota, Metazoa, Chordata, Crocodylia, Gavialidae. Gene Ontology annotation, molecular function: RNA polymerase II cis-regulatory region sequence-specific DNA binding; DNA-binding transcription factor activity, RNA polymerase II-specific. Gene Ontology annotation, cellular component: nucleus. The annotation marks the transcript as partial.
GCCGGCGGCUUCGGCGUCAAGCUGGAGAGCCUGCCGCUGUCCCCCGGCGCGGCCGGGCCCGAGCCCGACGCCAAGGCCGGCUUCGCCCCGCUCAGCAACGGGCACGCCAAGGGCAAGCUGUCCGGCGACGAGGGCUCCGAGGACGGCGACGACUUCGACACGCCGCAGAUCCUGCGCGAGCUGCAGGCGCUCAACACGGAGGAGGCGGCGGAGCAGCGCGCCGAGGUGGACCGCAUGAUCAGCGAAGACCCCUGGCGAGCUGCAAAAAUGAUCAAGGGUUACAUGCAGCAGCACAACAUCCCCCAGAGGGAGGUGGUGGAUGUCACCGGCUUGAACCAGUCUCACCUCUCCCAGCACCUCAACAAGGGCACCCCCAUGAAAACGCAAAAGCGGGCGGCGCUCUACACGUGGUACGUCCGCAAGCAGAGAGAGAUCCUCAGACAGUUCAACCAGACAGUCCAGGGUUCUGGAAAUAUGACAGACAAAAGCAGUCAGGAUCAGCUGCUGUUUCUCUUUCCAGAGUUCAAUCAGCAGAGCCAGGGCGUGGGGCAGCUUGACGACGCCUGCUCUGAAACCCCCAGCAAGAAGAUGCGGCGGAAUCGCUUCAAAUGGGGGCCUGCCUCGCAACAAAUCUUGUACCAGGCCUACGACCGCCAAAAGAACCCGAGCAAGGAGGAAAGGGAGGCGCUGGUGGAGGAAUGCAAUAGGGCAGAGUGCCUCCAGCGUGGGGUGUCCCCUUCCAAAGCGCACGGGCUGGGUUCCAACCUGGUGACCGAGGUUCGUGUCUACAACUGGUUUGCGAACCGGCGGAAAGAGGAGGCCUUCCGUCAGAAGCUGGCCAUGGACGCCUACAGCACGGGCCAGCCACACAGUAUGAACCUCCUGCUCUCCCACAGCUCGCCCCACCACACCCAGCCCAGCUCCUCGCCGCCCAGCAAAAUGUCAGGAGUCCGAUACAACCAGCAGGGGAGCAAUGAGGUCACUUCCUCCUCGACAAUCAGUCACCAUGGGAACAGUGCCAUGGUGACCACCAGCCAGUCUGUCCUCCAGCAGGUUUCUCCAGCAGGCUUGGACCCAGGCCACAAUUUACUCUCGCCCGAUGGUAAAAUGAUCUCUGUGUCGGGAGGCGGGCUGCCUCCUGUGAGCACCCUGACCAACAUCCACGGCCUGUCCCAUCACAACCCACAGCAGUCCCAGAACCUCAUCAUGACGCCACUCUCGGGAGUUAUGGCCAUUGCACAAAGUCUGAACACCUCCCAAGCGCAGAGCGUACCUGUCAUCAACAGUGUUGCUGGAAGUCUGGCAGCUUUGCAGCCAGUCCAGUUUUCCCAGCAGCUGCACAGUCCACAUCAGCAGCCUCUCAUGCAACAGUCUCCCAGUCAUAUGACGCAGCAGCCUUUUAUGGCCACGGUGACUCAGCUACAGAACUCACACAUGUAUGCACACAAGCAGGAGCCUCCCCAGUAUUCCCACACUUCCCGGUUUCCAUCAGCUAUGGUGGUCACAGAUACCAGCAGCAUCAGCACAUUAACCAAUAUGUCUUCCAGUAAACAGUGCCCCCUGCAAGCCUGGUGAUGUUCCACACCUCACUGCCUUUGCACCUAGUGACCGGAGCUUAUUUUCCACAACAUCACGCCGGUAACCAACCAAGUCUGGGGAGCGUUGCUAUAGAGGAGCUCAGCCAGCUUGUCUAGCGCCAUAGCGAGGAGCCGAUUCGCCUGAAAAAGAGCUGGAGUUUCGUGACGAAUAGCCAACCUUCUGCAACUGGACAGGAGCAAGGCUCUGUCCACAAGGUGCCUCAUCCCAGAGACCGUGCUCUUCCUUCCCUUCGCACAGUAUUUCCAGGACGUGUCUUGAGGAUUUUAAGUAUUUGCCUUCUAGAGGCUGUUGCCUUUUGUGAGAAAAUAAGAACAAAACUGACUGAGAACUGGCAGAAGAGGAGAGGAAGAUCAAUGCUAUUUAACUUAUAUUUCUCCACCAAAGGGACUGGUGAGAGACUUGGAUCUGUUACUUAGAAUUUGGAAGGAGGAAUCACCUGUGCUGUUGAACUGAGCCAACUACCCUGUAAAUAUAGAUAAGCCUCCGUCCUCCCCAAGCCUUUCACUGUCACCUAUACAUAGAGAUUUAUAUGAAAGCAGUCAAUUGUGUCCAAUGGAUGUAAACUACUGUAAUUAAGUGCAAUUUCCCCACCUGUAUAUAUUGGCCAAAAUUCUCAUACUUCUCCUUUUGUAAAGGUCAGAGCUGAGGUGUUUUGGUUUUCUUUCCCUUUUUUGUUUUCCUUUUCUUUCAAUGAGUGAAUUCAUAAGGAGAGGCCUGGCCAUACUCAAGGGUGUCAGUCCCCCAGCAUUGCACUGGCUGCUCGACCGGAGGACCGACACAAAUGCGCGCCUCUGCAGAGCUUAAAGGCCGACAAGCUGCAGCAUAGUCAAUAGUCCUGUCUAAUAGGAGCCCACGCUUGAGAAAGGACCAGGGAUGAAAUAAGUGACCCAGUGACUUGCCAUGACUGGCACGAUCCAUUUGGUGGCGACUAUCAACAUGCGGCUCUCGACUAUUAUUAUUUUCUUUUUGCUGUUUCGAUUGAGGCUAGGCAAGGGUGGAGAAGAGUUCACAUGGGUGUAGUGAGACAUGUAGACCAUUUCUGGAGUCUUCCUUUUUUCAGAUGUGUGUAGUUUCCAAGGGAAACUGCUGCUACGAUCUGAAUGGGUGCAUAAGAUGGUAUUUUUGGUAGGAACAUCCUAUACCUGCCGGGGGGUUAGAUGCCCCAAUCUUCCUUUUUUCAGAGAAGGGAUUGGGAAGUAGGGAGCGGGCCCCUGUCUGAUUUCCAUUUUACAUUGUAAAUUGGACUAGGGUGAACUUUGUUAACCUUACCUCUUUCAAUAAAUGGGUCACCCUUGUCUUCCUAAU